Fusarium verticillioides 7600 is the source of this 1416-nucleotide messenger RNA. RefSeq lists its product as hypothetical. The coding region runs from base 78 to 1157 and encodes 359 amino acids. The record is from RefSeq and is a predicted model, not a curated record. The transcript is spliced from 3 exons. Gene Ontology annotation, cellular component: chromosome, centromeric region; spindle midzone; chromosome passenger complex. Gene Ontology annotation, biological process: mitotic sister chromatid segregation. NCBI's taxonomy places the organism in Eukaryota, Fungi, Ascomycota, Sordariomycetes, Hypocreales, Nectriaceae.
CGACCACUACAACUUCAGAUGCGAUUUCAGCACUUUUUAGUACUUGUCUACAAACACAUUCAGCGCUGAUAAUAACGAUGGCUCCAGCAAAUCCCAAAAAGCAGCUUGCUGAGUCCCCUCUCAAGAAGACCAUGGUUGAACAUGUUCCUCUGCACACUGCAAGCCCUUCGGCGCAACCACGAAGCCCUAUCAGAAAGCGAACACCUGGUGCUAUCACGAUGCAACAAAAACAGGCUAUGAUCGAUAACAUGCAACUCGAGAUUACAGAACGCGCUCGCCGAUUAAGAGCCCAAUAUAAUUAUAUGGCAACAACAGUUCGCUCACGUAUCGAAAUGCGACUCAACCGCGUCCCCAUGUCAAUGAGAAAUAUCAAGAUGGGAGACUUGCUACAGAAAUUUGUGGAUCAGGAACAACAACGAGCCGCGAAAUCGACCGCUAUACGAAAACAAACAGCAACAUGGGCAGCAAGUCCGCCAAAGCAGAUUCAAUCGGCGGCUCAUAAUUUGAAACCCGCGCCACGCACAAAGAAGCGCAUGAGUGACGCAAUCUCAGGAGACAAAGAAAACGAGGUCGAGCAUACUGAGACUGCUAAGAAGAGGGCUCGAGCUGCAACAACCACGGACGUGUCACAUGCCCGAUCAGGGCAAAUUUUGUCGCCAACAUCCUCCAACUCACGAAUGGCAAAUCGACCUCCAUCGCCUACUAAGUCUGGUAUUGCACGACCAGCUUCGCCACUGAAGCGCCCGGCUACAGCUUCUGGUAUGCUGUCAAGCAUGGUGGAAAGGGCAAAGGCGACGCGAGCUGGCGCUGGCGCUGGACGCAAGAUGACGACAAACUCAACCACAAGUUCAAUGUCGACCAACAGCACUGCUACCACCAGAAAUAAGAAAGCAAUACCAGCAACAAAUACUACUUCAAGAGCGCCUACUUCUCGACCAGGUACACGAACAACUCGUAGAUCCAUUGCCAACAGCGAGUCCAGUGAGUCAAGCAAUGGCACCGUGAUAAGGAAGGGGCCCACGGCCAAGAGUGCUCCGGUCAAAAGGGGGACAACAUCUCGUAAGGGGACGACAGGGGCAGUCCGUAAAAACACAGCGAAGAGCAACCCUUCCACUGCAAGCACGGGUACAGGACGAACCUUACGAAAACGAGCAUAGAACAAAUAUUCAUGGAAGGUGUCACUGGAACGUAAUUGGUAUAUUGUUUGUUUCGAUACGUAUUGCAGAAUCAUGGUAUAGGAGUUCAGGGUUGAAGCGCAUGGGUGCACUGGAUAGCUCCAUGUUGCUUUAUGAUAUUCUUUUGAAACUGUAUAUGCCCAUAAGAAACACAGGAGCGCGAGUGUUUCCAAAAAAAAAUACACUCUGGAAUUUCAAUCACGAAUGCCUUUUGGUAUCUCCCAAACUUAUGAACCACCCU